CGGGUUUCUACCCGGAUCCAGGCAGGCAGCUCGAGCUCAAGGCUAGUGACCAUCGGAAUGAAAAUGCCGUCGUCUUUAUUCAGCAUUGCUCUGGUUUCUUUUAUUCUGGUUUUUAUUGCGUCAAAUUUCGGAGAGGUGUUAGCUGAUGACAAAGGACGAGGAUUUGGUGACCAUAUUCACUGGAGGAGCCUUGACGAUGGGAAGAAGGAGGCUGAAGCAAGUGGGCUCCCUCUGAUGGUCAUAAUUCACAAGACGUGGUGUGGAGCCUGCAAAGCAUUAAAGCCCAAGUUUGCUGAAUCAAAGGACAUCUCUGAGUUGGCUCACAACUUUGUCAUGGUUAACUUGGAGGAUGAAGAGGAGUCAAAAGAUGAGGCCUUUAGUCCAGAUGGCGGUUACAUUCCAAGAAUACUUUUUCUUGAUCCCACUGGUAAAGUCCACUCUGAGAUCACAAACAAGAAUGGGAACCCCAACUACAAAUUCUUCUACAGCAAUGCAGAUCAAGUUGUGGCUAGCAUGAAGGAAGCUCAAGAGAAGCUGACUGGUGAUGCCUUCAGGUCCACUCACAUCGGGGAUGAACUCUAAGAAGGGCAAAAGCAGCAUGAAAAGAUUUCAGCCAGUACACUGCAUCACCUUGCUGGGCACAUGAGAUCCAUCCAUCCAUCACAAACCUCAACUCCUGUCAUUUAAUUUGAUCUGCUAUAGCACAAGACAAGCUUAAAAAUGAAGGAAUUUAUAAUGCAUUUACGGAUUACAUUUCAAGGUAUCGUAGCUUGCGGUAGAUUGGCUUUUUACUUUGAGAACCAAAGCAUACUUACUGUCCAUGUCACAUAAUGGGUGCUAAAAAAUCAAUUUUUUUUUUCUUCAUCUUGCAUUUCAGAAGUUCAAAGCUGACAUGUCCAUAUUGAUUGUUCAUGUUGAAAACAUUCAGCCCUCUUGACUGCAUUCUUAAGGCACUACACGUUUUUUUUGACUAAGAAACACGCCAGUAAGACAUGUCUCAUGUGCUUCCAAGCCAUAUCUUGCAAGCUGUGAUAAACUGAUCCGGUUACACAGACACUUACAUGAAGAGCCUUAUAAUACCUAAACUCUACCCCCCUAAAAACUAUGUUUUCAUGAACGUACCAGUUCUAUUAUGUUAUUAGAAAUUAUAAUAGUGUCUCUUAAACUUGCCAUGUCUUAGUCCUCGAUAUAUGGAGUCGCCUUUAAUUUUAAAUACAGAUUUUUACUAUUGACAGUAACUGUAAUUCAAGGCCUAUAAUGUGAGCUGUCACUGCUUUCUUUUUCU
This is a messenger RNA of Carassius carassius (crucian carp), 1285 nucleotides long. Its product is annotated as thioredoxin domain-containing protein 12-like. The record is from RefSeq and is a predicted model, not a curated record. Bases 58 to 582 code for a protein of 174 amino acids. The transcript has 7 exons. Gene Ontology annotation, cellular component: endoplasmic reticulum. Lineage: Eukaryota; Metazoa; Chordata; Actinopteri; Cypriniformes; Cyprinidae.